Nylanderia fulva is the source of this 1226-nucleotide messenger RNA. Lineage: Eukaryota; Metazoa; Arthropoda; Insecta; Hymenoptera; Formicidae. The record is from RefSeq and is a predicted model, not a curated record.
UUACAGAUUACUGAUAUCACAAAUAAAAAUGUAACCAAUAAAGAAAAUAUUUCAAAUAUUUUAACAUCAAAUAAAUCUAAGGCUGCACAAACCUCAGAUAUAGCCUCACGAACUUUAAAACGAAGAAAAAAAGAAGAAUUACUGAGUGAUUUUGUAGAUAAAGUUUCAAAUGAACAGUUAGAUCAGUUUCAUACAAAAUUAAGUACCUUCUUUUUUGGCUGUAAUAUUCCUUUUAAUGUUAUUGAGUCAGAUCAUUUUAAAAUUUUAUUGAAGCUCUUCGACCUGCAUAUGCGAUACAUUUACCAGGGCGCAAAAUGGAAAAAUACUUCUAAUAAUACAAAAACUGUUGUUACUAUGUUACAUAAUGCUAAAGGAUCGACCGCAUUUCUUAAUGCAUGGGAUAUGACUGAAGAAAGUGAAACAGGUGAUAAACUCACCGAGAUUGUAAAUGAAUCCAUCCAAAUAGCAAAAGAUUUAUAUGAGACAACAGUAUAUGCAGUAGUAUCAGAUAAUGCUGCAAAUAUGUUAAAAAUGGGUAGAAAUGUUGAUAUUUGCUGCGGAGGUAGUACACCUUUGGUUAACUCUUCAUUUUCCAGAAAAAUUUUGCAACUUCCAACCUUUAUUAGAAAAUCGAAAAAAAUGGCAUUUAAUAUUUAUGUACUUGUAGCAUAUUAUUUGCAUCCAAAGUACCAUAAUGAUACAAGUGAAACGUUGUCAGUUGAAGAAUUACAAAAAAUACAGACUUUCCUUUUAGAUACUCUUGAUUCAAAAGGAGUACAUGAACUUCAUGAAUUUCAAUCGAAAAAUGGUAUUUUUAAGACUUUGUUCAAUAAGCACAUUGAAGAUGCAAUACUUUUUUGGAGUAUGGCAAAACUUCAUCAUCCAAAUUUAUCUACUUUGGCAUUAAAAUUAGAAAGACUGCCUGCAUCAUCAGCUCAAAUUGAGCGAAUAUUUUCAAAUUGAUCCUUUGUACAUUCGCCCAUACGAAAUCGUUUAGAUUUCGAACGAUCCAGAAAACUGUUACACAUAUAUUACACUCACAAAGUUACUGAUUCAAAUAUUUGCAAUGAUUAUUAAAAAAUAUAUUAAUUUUAUAGAUUAAUGUUUUUUUUAAUAAGUGUUAUAACUUAUAUAAUCUAAAAGCACAAAACAAGUUUAAGUUCUAAAAUUGUUAUGUUCAAUAUAUAUGACAUAUAUUAUAUUACUUUAUAAAAUUUAUAGUUACG